This is a messenger RNA of Phalacrocorax carbo (great cormorant), 5261 nucleotides long. The record is from RefSeq and is a predicted model, not a curated record. NCBI's taxonomy places the organism in Eukaryota, Metazoa, Chordata, Aves, Suliformes, Phalacrocoracidae.
GCCUGCGCCCCGCCCGGAGCCGGAGGGAAACGGCGGGAGCAGCGCGGUGACUGCCGGCGCCGAACCGGGCCUCCCCCGCUGCCCGCCAUGUCACGCUUCUUCCAGGCGCUUCGCCGCGCCGCCGGCGCCCGGGCAGGGGGUCCGGGCGUGGAGGAGGCGGACGUUUACCGGUGGGGUCUGACAGGCAUUAAGCUUCGUCCCUAUCAAAUAGAAGGUGUAAACUGGCUGGUGAGAUGCUACGAAAUCCAGCAUGGCUGUAUCCUGGGUGAUGAGAUGGGUCUUGGGAAGACUUGUCAGACUAUUUCUCUACUUCUUUAUUUGACAAAAAAAUUGGCGAACAAAGAGAAAUUUCUGAUACUUUGUCCACUGUCUGUUCUGAGCAACUGGAAGGAGGAACUGGAGAGAUUUGCUCCAGGUCUUUCCUUUGUGACAUACAUAGGCAGCAAGGAGGAACGACCCAAACUGCAGAAGAACCUGAAAGAGCAAUCUCACUUCGGUGUGCUCUUGACAACAUAUGAGAUUUGCCUGAAAGAUGCAGCAUUUCUAAAACCCUUUAACUGGGCUGCCUUGAUUGUAGAUGAAGCUCACAGACUGAAAAAUCAAAGUUCUCUGCUUUACAAGACACUUUCUGAGUUCUCAGUGGGCUUCAGCCUGCUACUCACAGGCACGCCAAUCCAGAACAGCCUCCAGGAACUGUACUCCUUACUCAGCCUUAUUGAGCCUGACAUCUUUCCUAGGGAACAAGGGAAAGAGUUUGUUGAGUAUUACCAAAUGAUUGAAAAGGAGAGUGAGCCAGCCAAAGAAUUGCACAAUCUUCUGCAGCCAUUUUUGCUUCGAAGAGUCAAGUCGGAGGUGGCUGCAGAGCUGCCAAAGAAGGUGGAAGUGGUUCUGUACCAUGGAAUGUCAGCUCUGCAAAGGAAGUACUACAAAGCCAUUUUGAUGAAAGAUCUAGAUGCAUUUGAAAGUGAAACAGGAAGGAAGGUUACACUUCAGAAUGUCUUAAUUCAGCUUCGGAAGUGUGUUGCCCACCCAUACCUUUUCAAUGGUGUUGAGCCAGAACCCUUUGAGAUUGGAGAUCAUAUUGUUGAAGCCAGUGGCAAGCUGUGUUUGUUGGAUAAACUCCUUUCAUUCUUGUGUGCUGGUGGCCACCGUGUCUUGCUCUUCUCUCAAAUGACUCAACUGCUUGAUAUCCUGCAAGACUACCUGGACUACAGAGGCUACAGCUACGAGCGGCUGGAUGGUUCUGUCAGGGGAGAAGAGAGACACCUUGCCAUUAAGAACUUUGGUCAACAGCCCAUCUUUAUCUUCCUGCUGAGCACCAGAGCAGGUGGAGUUGGCAUGAACCUGACAGCAGCGGAUACAGUUAUUUUUACUGAUAGUGAUUUUAACCCACAAAAUGACUUGCAAGCAAUAGCAAGAGCUCACCGGAUUGGGCAGCACAAGCCUGUAAAAAUUAUCCGCCUGAUCGGACGAGAUACAAUUGAAGAAAUAAUCUACCGAAGAGCUGCUUCUAAGCUCCGGCUGACAAACGCCAUUGUAGAAGGGGGUCAGUUUGCUCUGGGAGCGCCCAAGCCUCAGGGAGCAGCAGAGUUACAGCUGAGUGAAAUCUUGAAAUUUGGCUUGGAUAAAUUGCUGUCCUCUGAGGGGAGUACUAUACAGGAUGUGGAGCUAGAAAACAUCCUUGGAGAUACAAAAGGAGGGAAGUGGGUAAUGGAUGUUGUGCUGCCACGCGAAGAAGAGUAUGAAGAGGAGGAUACAGAGAAUCACAUGUACGUGUACGAAGGCAAAGAUUAUUCAAAAGAACCCAGCAGAGAAGACAAAAAAGCAUUUGAUCAGCUUUUGGAUCUUCAGAAAGCCUUGACUGAAGAGACCAGUAAGGAAGGGAGAGCUCUCCGGAACAAAGCAAAUGCCCUUCUCACAGGCCUCCGGGAACAGUCAACCAGGAGGAAACACUUGUUGAGUGCAGAGGAGCUGGAGGCUAGGAGGAGGAAGCGCCAAGAAGCAGCAGCAAAGAGAGCAAGGCUCAUUGAGGAAAAGAAGGCCGCAAAAAUGGAGGCAGAGCACAAGAAAAAGAUGGCCUGGUGGGAGGCAAAUCAUUACACAUCUACCUGCCUUCCCUCAGAGGGAAGUGGCUCUGAGGAAGAGUUUGAGGAGGAUGAGGCUGGGCUGAAUGGGGAUUUAUAUUAUGAAGAGGCAGACCUGAACUCUAUCAAGUACGUCAUGGGAGAUGUCACCCACCCCAAGGCAGAAGAGGAGGAUGCCAUCAUUGUCCACUGCCUAGAUGACUCCGGCCGCUGGGGAAAGGGUGGUUUAUUUACAGCUCUGGAGGCUCGUUCUGAUCAGCCAAGGAAAAUAUAUGAGAUGGCAGGAAAGAUGAAAGACCUGGAGUUAGGAGGAACCCUGUUAUUCCCCAUUGAUGAUAAAAUAUCCAGGAAAAAAGGACAAGACUUGUUGGCCUUGGUUGUAGCUCAGCACCGGGAUCGGUCCAACAACUUGUCUGGCAUUAAGCUGUCUGCUUUGGAAAAGGGCCUGAAGAAGAUUUAUUUAGCAGCCAAGAAAAGGAAUGCAACAGUGCAUCUUCCACGCAUUGGGUAUGCAACAAAAGGUUUCAACUGGUAUGGUACCGAGCGGCUCAUCCGAAAAUACUUGGCAGCACGGGGCAUCCCCACUCUUAUAUACUACUUCCCUAGGAAUAAAGGCUCCUCCUUUGCUUCACAAGCAUAUUCAUCUUCAGUGACAGUCUCAAAACCGUGACGAUGCAGUAAUUUCAUUGAGAAACGUGCAAAAAGCUAAGGACCUUUCAGGCAAGGAUCACAUAGACAGUCUGUAUGCAUCCACUUCGGAAACAUGGCUUGCACAGCCAUUUUUCACUCCUGUAUCUCUCUGCCUUUAUUGGCCAGAAUAUUUUCAUAUUGUCAGUGGCCCUGGAGAGGAGUAAGACUUCUUCAGAGUUCAAAGAGUCUUUGGAUAAGGACAUUGGCUCAGUCCCAGACCUGUUUUGGAGAUGGAAAAUCAAACUUUCAUUGAUGGUCAAUUGUUAUCCCUUACAUGAAGUUAUUGCUAGGAAUUGUUUGGCCCUCCCUUUUUCUCUCUUCAAAUUUUAUCCCUUGUCUCACGAUGCCUCUUUUCAGUCAGCUUUUUAGUUGUUACCUGGGACUCUGUGUACAUUCCUAUAUAUAGACGUCUCAGUGGAAAGGAAGGUGUCAGCUGCAUGACAACCACAUAGUAUAAACUGCUUAUACUGUUCCAGUUCCCCUGAAGUCCAUUAGACUUGCAUUUGGUCAAAUAUAAAGUUUAGCCACAUAAUCAUGUGCUUAUAAUCUAUCAAAAUCCUGACCAGUAUUCUUGGCAAAGGUGUGCCAGGCUGCCAAAAUUUGAGACUGGCUUUAUAAAUGACACCUUUCCUUCUCACACAACUGCUUUUUCAUUACAUAGUUCUUUGUUGCAGCUAUUGGGCAAAACCAGUUCCUUACUGCUGUCCAGAAGGCUGUAUGAAAGGUUCCAUGACCCUUUGAUUGACUUUAAGGAAAUCUUAAUGCAGAGUUUUUAAUGUCGGUUUUACUCUAUUGCAACAGAACUUUCUUGGUUUUUUGCAUUGUUGGCACUGUUGGCUUUAGCAUAUUUUGCAGUUGUUUUUUUUUAGCGCAACCAGGCAAUAGUAGCUCCCCUAAUAAGUGUUUUGACCGGACAGACUGUGAGGUGCCAAACUUAAUUCAAUUUAAAGUUCAGUUUUCAAUAGGAAAUCACCCCACAAGCAGUGGAAAGUAUGUCUUUACAUAUCUAAUUGCCAACACACAUUUUAUUGGCUGCAUUUACACUGCCUCUGUAGCACCAUCUGGUUACUUGGUAAGUUCAGGCCUAAUUCUGACAUGGUUCAUCACACUGACUGAUGUGCUUCACAAGAGAAGAAGCCUUCCUGAGCUGGAUACUCUGUCAUAUACUCUGAGCUCUGCCAGAAAACCCCAAGUGAUUUGUUACCUCCUUUGACCCUGCUGAAGCUUAGUUAAGCUAGUGCUGCAUAGCACCUCUGUGGGUAAGACCUUUCUUACAAAGGGGCUGUUCCUGCGAGCUGCUGCAUUUGUAUUAGGAUCAGAGUCUGACUGCGAAGACGUUUUCAGGUGAAAGGUGGUGAGUAGAUGUGCACUACCUUGUUUUCCCUGUCGUGCAAACUGGCAGUCUUCCAGCAGGCCGGCUGGUGGCACUGUUAAUCAGCUGCAGCAGCACAUAUUGCUCCUCGGCCGCCUUUCAGAGAGCAGGGCAGUGAUCUCCAGCCUGGAAAAACGCCCCGUCUUAGCCAGAAUUAAAAGACUAAUUAUGCUUUUCUCUUUGCCAGCUUGACCGAACACAUAAUUUCAGUCUGCAGACUCAUGGUUCUGUUCCUCCACCUAUUCUUUUCCUGUGUAUUUAUUGCCCUUCUUUAAAAGGUUUCAUUCCCAAGUGUUCCAGUGUGUGCAGUCUUGUUCCUUAGCUUCACAAACACCUCUGUGGCCAAAUCCCAGCCCACCUAUGGGUUCUCUGGCCAGCAUGCAGUUGCACAUGGACAAGGUUUGUCUUGUGGCCAAGUCCCCCAGAAUAGGUUGAAGUAGUGCAUCUACCACCACUAUGGCCAGGUAUUCCUAUCUGAGGCCUCCUGCUUUCCUUUGUUUCUACAAGAAGACGGGACCCUGCCUCUGUCCUGUGCCCCACACCCUGCCAUAACUCGGACUAGAGUUAUAAAUGAGAGGAAGGCGUGACUACCUGCCUGUCAAUGUCCCUUACCCUCUAAGGCCCCUUGCAGAGGGCUGCAAGGUUCCUGGCUCACACAGAGAAAAAGUCAUGGUAUGCAAUAGAUUCUAGCCCUCUUAGGGGCAAGUCAGACAAAAGGUGUUCUCUUUUCCCCUUCUAGCCCUCUUGGCCCGCACAGAUGAAAUCUACCUUAUUUUUUUCCCUUUAAGUUUACUUAGGAAAUGCUUCUGGAGUGUGGGGGUUUUGUUGCUUCUUUUUCUUUUUUAAACAAUAUUCUUUAAUAUACUUUAAAUCUGCUGAACCCAAAGAAAAGUCCUACCUCUAUCUGCUUUGAAUUGGAAGUGAGAUUUCAGCUGAAUCCUCAACUGGGUUUUGCAGAUUCCCAGCCAAGUGAAGUUUUUCUAGUGUUUGCUAGCCCCCACCAUUUCUCUUUAUUUGGGCAGAAAUCAUGUAUUUUGGAUAAUUAAUUCCAUAAAGGGCUCAGUAACUUUUAUGCAAGUUGCUAUGCAAAAUAAAUGUGUCAUGCUGUUUCUUCA